AUGCAAUCACAUCUCACGAGACGAGUGUUUCGUGCCAUUCUUAACAAUGAGCUACUAUCCUUCUCGCGCUGCCGUAAUCGGCUUCUUUAUACUGCCCGACAUCACCGGACCCGAAGGCUAGAUGUUAUCAAUCCGUACAAUGCUCAGCGACGGAGCCUUUUCGCGUUCAGCAUGGCGCCGCCAGCCAAUACACCACAACCUUCGACUCUACCAUCCGAGGCGGGUCUGAAGCCAAUGAGAGAUCUGAAGAGAGCUUUGUCGGACAAAAGUAGAGGUCCUGCACAUGGUGUGCUGGCAAAGGCGUUUCAUGACUUUUUUGUCGCACGGGCGGAGACUUGGGAAGUUAUCACAGGCUAUCAGGCACAAUUGCUUUCGAUGACAUGGAAAUAUCUGAGAUCUCAUGAAGGCGAGCUGGAACCCGAAGACUGGCAGGUUAUGUAUUCUACAGAGAAUCUGGAAAACAUGCUGUUUGUCCUAUCCGAGGCCAAAUGUCUGCCAGAGUCGCGUGAUGCUGUGCUCAAAGUGGCUCGUUUUGCUUUUCUCGAACUCUGUGCGGAUCAUGGCUAUGGGACUAAUCAUAUCAGCCGGCCUGCACUUUCUGCCUAUAUCAAUUUCCAGGCCUUGAAUGGCAACCCGGAGGAGGCCCGGCAUGUUGUGGAAAAGUUUUGGAGCAAAUUGCGCAAGACGAAACCUUCUCCUUGGCUUGCGGUGAUGAGGGGAUUUGCUAUGAAUGACGAUAAGAAUCAACUCCGGUGGACCACCAAGAAGAAACUCGAUGAGCUCGGUAUCGCUUUCGACCGCGAGUCACAUGAAGAAUUGGUCAAGGUGCUCAUCGAACAAGACUUGCUGUCCGCCGUCAAAAUUAUGUAUGAGUGUCCGAUUUCCGGGGACCAAGAGCCAACUCUCACCACAAAGGAAGCUGUGGUCAAGUAUGCGCUUCUGAAAUCCGAGGCCUCGUGGGCACAACCUAUCGUCGAGUCAGUCAAACAGGAGCCCAUUUCAGGAACUGUUGGUAUCAUUUUGCUAUGGGCGGCUGCUCAUGGCAAGGACGGUCCUGAAAUUUUUGCGAUGGUCCAAGAAUGGAUGUCGAAAAGUCCUGAGGUGAAGCAGUCGUUAGCCAUUGCGCAUGUGAACAAUCUCAUGGAAUACGCCAAUUCCAUUAAGAACUCGCAACUUUCGGCUGAGUUCUAUGCACUGGCUUCUCAGUGGAGCCUCCAACCAGAUAUACAAACACGACUUCUGCGGUUAGAAUCUGACAUCUUGUCUGGUGAUGUAAAUCAGACAUUAAAAUCUGUCGAAGAAGUACAGGAUAUCGGCUCCUUCACCCUCGAGAACUUGCCAUUAAUGAACAGACUUCUGACCAUGCUUUGCUUGUUGGGGCAAGAUGAUGCCUUAUACGACAGAGUUUCCACUUUUCUGGAUCCAUUGUUUGAGAACAAUGUCCGGUUGGAAGCAGAGACUCUCGCAGCAAUGACGCAUAUGCUGCUCUACAGACAUGACUGGCAAGCUGUUUCUGACUUGCUUCGUCCCCGUCUUGGCUCAUAUGACUCAGAAGAAAGAACGAAGAUUCGGCAAGCUCUCACUGCCUACAUCAUGGACGCUGAUCAGGAUAGCGCCGAUGCGUGGGAGGCAUACGGGUUGCUACAGGUGGCAUUCCCAGAGACAGGAGUGGGUAUGAGAACGGACAUCAUGACAUCUUUUUUCCGGCAGAAUCGAGGCGAUCUAGCCGUUCUGGUUUUCGGGCAUAUGCGCCAGGCGGAGGACUUCACACGGCGUCCCAAGCCCGAUACCUAUGCGCGGUGUUUCCAGGGCAUCGCUCAGAUGCAAGAUGCAAAGAACCUGGAGCUUGUCCACAACAUGCUCAAGCUUGAUGUCGAAGUGGACCUCAACACCCGGCUGUUGAAUGAACUGAUGAUUGCCUAUGCCGCUUGCGAUAUGCCAGAUAAGAGCAUGGAGAUAUUCCGUGGCAUUCUACAGUCUGAGGAAGGGCCGUCACAGAAGACGAUCUGGGCCUUUUUCAAGAUGUGCGAGAAGCAUCAUCAUGGAGCGCGCGAGGCAAUGCGAAUGAUGGAUAAGGUCAAACUGCUCGAGAUCGAGCUGGACCGACGGCUGUAUAUGGCGUACGUCGAAGCUCUGGCCGCGCAAUGCGAAUUCGAUCUUGCGACCGAGGCAGUGACCAAAAUGCACGAAGAGAUCGGAUGCCAUCCCACUCGCGAUUCCAAAGCUAACAUCGCAUACCGCAGGAUCGGACGGCUCUACAACUCCAUCCCAUAUCAAUUCUGGAAAGACGAAGUCGAAAAGUGGGCCAAGGUCAAUUAUUCGGAGCAGUGGGCGCAGCUCGAGCAGCUCGAGCGCACCGACCACGAAGAGGGAUUCAAGUUCGAGCUGGGGAGCAGCUGA
This is a messenger RNA of Aspergillus clavatus NRRL 1, 2400 nucleotides long. Its product is annotated as putative mitochondrial respiratory complex I chaperone (Cia84). Lineage: Eukaryota; Fungi; Ascomycota; Eurotiomycetes; Eurotiales; Aspergillaceae. The record is from RefSeq and is a predicted model, not a curated record. The transcript has 2 exons. Bases 1 to 2400 code for a protein of 799 amino acids. Gene Ontology annotation, molecular function: protein binding.